Messenger RNA from Acanthosepion pharaonis, 963 nucleotides. NCBI's taxonomy places the organism in Eukaryota, Metazoa, Mollusca, Cephalopoda, Sepiida, Sepiidae. The record is from the annotation of a GenBank genome assembly.
AUGUUUGCUAUUCAUUAUUCAUUCCUUUCUUCUUUCAUUUUGCCCUUCCUUUUUUGUUUCAUUCUUUCUUUCUUUCUUUAUUUUUCAUUCUUUAUUUAUUUCUCCCUUUCUUCCAUUCUUUCUUUCUUUAUUUCUUUCUUUCAUUUUUCAUUUUCUUUCUUUCAUAUCUUCUUUCUUUCUUUUUUCUUUCUUUCAUUUUUUCAUUUUCUUCCUUUCAUAUUUUCUUUCUUCCAUUAUUUCUCUCUUUCUUUCUUUCGUUCUUUAUUUUUCUUUCUUUCUGUCAUUUUUUCAUUUUCUUCCUUUCAUAUUUUUUUCUUUUAUUCUUUCUCUCUUUCUUUCUCUCGUUUUUUCUUUCUUUCUUUCUUUCAUUUUUCUUUCUUUCAUUAUUUCUCUCUUUCUUUCUCCCGUUCUUUCUUUUUUCUUUCUUUCUCUCGUUCUUUCUUUCUUUCUUUCUUUCAUUUUUUUCAUUUUCAUUCUUUCAUAUUUUCUUUCUUUCAUUCUUUCUCUCUUUCUUUCUUUCGACGUUUCUUUCUUUUUUUAAUUUCUCUUUUUCAUUUUUCAUCUUUCUUUCUUUGUUUCUUCCUUUGUUUCUUUUUUUCUUUCUACUAUCAUUUCUUUUUCUUUCAAUGUGUUCUCUAUCUAUCUAUCUAUCUAUCUAUCUAUCUAUCUAUCUAUCUCAUCUGUUCUAUCUAUCAUAUCUCUCUGUUUCAUCUAUCUCUAUCUAUGUUCUAUCUAUCUAUCUAUCUAUCUAUCUAUCUAUCUAUCUAUCUAUCUUCUCAGUCUGUUCAUAUCUAUCUCACUCUGUUCUAUCUAUCUAUCUGUUCAUAUCUAUCUAUCUAUCUAUCUAUCUAUCUAUCUAUCUCAGUCUGUUCAUAUCUAUCUAUCUGUCUAUCUAUCUAUCUAUCUAUCUAUCUAUCUAUCUAUCUAUCAUUAUAUAUUCGAGGUUUGAUGAAAAAGUAUUGA